GGUAUCGAGUUGCAGCUCCGAGUUUCAUGCUUAGCGCGAUUAUCAGAGCAGCUGCUUGAGCAGCAACUUGAAACUUUCAUGUUCCAUAUACCAGAGGUCUAGAGCCAGCGGGGGGGGCAAGUGUAGCCCUUGUUUACAUUUAUGAAUAACCGUUAUUUGUUUUUUGUCAUUGUUUUUUGAAAAAAUGUUCGUGAGGGCUUCUGCUACACACCAAAAUACGUACGGCUCUGUCACACCGAGCAGCACAAAAAUGACCAGUCAACAGUAUCUUUCAUAAUCAUUUUAGUCUGUGACGCCAAAGUGUGCUUGAUCAUUCGCUUGGAAGCAUUCACAUUGCAAUGAAUACAAAUACCCAGCCCUAAAUACUAGAAUGCUCGAAAUGCAGAGAAUUGGUUUAUUGGUAAGAUGAGUUAUUGACAAAGCCUUCCUGGGUAGAAGCGAACGAAUGGUUCGCAGCAAACCUGUUAUAAAAUAAUAAUAUGUCGAACCCACAUUAUUAUCAUUAUUAUAAUCUAUAAUUUAGUGAGGAAAUUUGAGACGAUUGUGUCUGCAAAUGUCUUCAGAAAUUAGGGAAAUCAAACGCCAAUAAGUAUUAAAGUAAAUGAGGCUAGGCUGUUUGCCGUCACAAAGCUGUUCAUUUCGCCGUCAUAGCUCCUCCACACGGAACAGAGUUGGCCCCAGAAAGACAGGCAUGGAAACAUGUACAACAAUUAUACUCAAAUUUACAUGCGACAAACAAGAUGUUUACUUGCUUUUGUUAUUAUAUGACAAAAUAUUGAGUCGGACUAUAUUCAGCAAACAAAAAAUCACAAAUUUUCUCCAUCACAUUGACCCUUAGAAAGCAAGUAAUAUGACCAAUGGGAGCUGUUUGCACUGAAAUGUGCUAUGUUGCUCUCACUCGAGCAUAUUUUUCAACGUUUUCAACGGUUUUCAACGAAUGAUCUGAGUGGUUAGAGCAGACAGUACCUGCUAUGAAAACUUGAUCAAAUAAACCGUAAGUCUUGAAAACAAUGAUUGUUUUGGAUUUGACAAAACCAAUUGUUCAGGAAAAAGUGUUUAGUUGUAAAGAGAAGCUUUUUACCCAAAUUUACCUGCAAAGGCUCGAAAAGUUACUUGGCUUGCCUCGACUGGAAUAUAUAGUUGACAAAUGAAAUUAGAUCGUGGUUUUAAUCUGACUGGGAUCAAAUUCGACGUGUUUAAAUACCUGACAAUCGAAGAUUAAGCUGGACGGUUAAGGACAAUCCGUUACCAAUCUCUAGCAACACAAAAAUGGAUCUUUCCCACUCAAUCUCUACGAUGGCAAAGCCAUGGCUGCAAGGACCGUUAGCGUUGUCGAAGGAAAGCUGCCGUUUUGAGCUCCCAAUGGAUGUAUGCCGCUUAUCGCAAAUGACAGUGUUGGACUACUUGAAAAGCUACUGUGUCGUGUGUUCGCGGAGACAGCAGCUAUACAGGCAAUCAUUUAUCCGCGCUGAUAAAGACCGCGAUGGAUUCUUGACGCUAGCGGAUUUAAAAGACACGCUAACAAAUGUUAUAUAUGUGCAGUCAGAAGCUAAGUCGUGUUUUGAAGAACUCAUAGGGUUAAUAUCCGAGAAAAGCAAUAAAGAAAAUGAGCAAAACCAGGAACUUAAAGUAAAUCUCCAGACCUUCAAAGGAAUAGGGGCUUUGCUUGAGCGCAUGAUUUGUUGGCGAAUGGACAAACACAAUUCAAGCGAUGGAAUAAGAUGGUCACAAUAUGAUCGAAGAAACACUUUGGAACAGACUGAUUUUGAUGGUUUGAAAUGGAAACUAAAGGGUUGUAAGAUAAACAGUAAACUACAAGUGGUUUUCAAAUAUCUGUAAUAAAAGUUUUAAUCGAUGACAAAGCUUGAACAAUAUAUAUACAAAGGCCGCAAACGAAUGGGAAAUCGGGUAUCAACAUUCCGAAUGAUAGUUUAUAUAAGAUUAGUAGAUUAGUGACGAGCGUGUAUAAGUAGCCAUUUCUUUCUUGCUUGUGAAACGAUGCAUUCAACAGUAACUAAAUUGCCGCAAAACGCAACGCAAGACCCGUGGAAUUCAUGAAUGGUUAGCUCAUCCAUUCUGCACAUCCCUAUUUACGGAAGUUUGUCGAAAAUCGAUUUUAGAUUUGAAAUUUUUGUUCACUGCAGCAGCAAAUUUCUGUGAGAUGUACAGGAAAAGAUAAGUUUUGAAAACAGCAUAAUUUGCGGUCUGAGUGUCGAAACAACGAUCGGCGCAGACUAAUUCUAACAUAAACAUUCCAAUUCUAUGAUCCAUUUUUAGCUAAUAUAUAGAUAAAAGAUCGACAACGCUAACUAGAAACCAGGAAUUGUUGGAAUUUUUGUUAGGAUAAAUGGAACAUAACAAGUCUUAAGCAUACUAUAUUGAAAUGCCAGUUGAUCGUGGUUAAGUAUUACGAGAAUAUGCUCUUAAAAUGGUUUUAUUUUCAUGAUGUUCAUGUAGUUGGCAUCGAAUGUUCAUAUCGUGAUACGGUUAGGCCGGGCCAUUCUAUAUAUUCAGGGGUAAGAACAAGGGUAAGAACAAAGACAUGAAUAUCAUUAUAUAUCUGCAACUUAAUUAAAUUGUUGCUUGACUGUUUCCCAUCAUAUGGCUGCUUGCUGCUCGUAUAUGAAAUACCUAAUUUUUAGUCCAGUUUUUACCUUUUUUUACCAUCAGGUAAAUUAAUACAUGCAGCUUACUAUCACUCAAGAAUAAUGUGCAGCUCAUUUCAUUAAUUUAUAGCAGCAUUAAAAAUUAUCUAUUCGGAUAUGAGAGCGACUCAUAGUAGGCAAUGAUGCCAGCUUACCAAUGCUUUGAAAACAAUGCAUUUACCUUGCUAAAUAAAGGUAUGAAA
This is a messenger RNA of Rhopilema esculentum, 2848 nucleotides long. RefSeq lists its product as uncharacterized. Lineage: Eukaryota; Metazoa; Cnidaria; Scyphozoa; Rhizostomeae; Rhizostomatidae. Gene Ontology annotation, molecular function: calcium ion binding. The record is from RefSeq and is a predicted model, not a curated record.